Messenger RNA from Yamadazyma jaroonii, 1932 nucleotides. The record is from the annotation of a GenBank genome assembly. Lineage: Eukaryota; Fungi; Ascomycota; Pichiomycetes; Serinales; Debaryomycetaceae.
AUGGAAAUAUCUGAUAACUUCGCCAUUACGUGGUAUCAAAUCUCCAGCUUUUCUUUAACUUUAGAUUCCCCCCAUUCAAAACUUUACCUUGAAAAUGUAUUGAAACAUAAUUCCAAACAUGAAGCUGCUAUUGGUGAUUUAACUGAAUUUGUUAUUAUUCAUAAUGACACAAAAGCCAUAAAAGAUCUUAUUGUAUUCAUAGAAGCAAACUUUGACACAAAAGCAUUAUCUAUCAAUAUGUCAUUCAAUUUAUCUUGGUUAUAUUAUCAACUGGGUGAUUUAACUACCAGUCAAUAUCAUUUUAAUAGUAUUUUACAAUCCCAAUCGACAAAUCCUUAUCAUUGGUACCUUAGAUCAUUAAUUUAUGGUGAUUUCGAUGGUCCUAUAACUUAUGCCCUUUCAUUAAACCCAUCAAAUAAGUUGAAAUUCCAAAUUUAUUUGGCAGCUAAUGAAGUUUACAAAUCCAAAAGUCCUUCUGUGGCUAUUGAUUACAUAAAGAAAGGUUUACAAUUACCUUUUAAUAAGUUUUAUUAUGAAAAAUGUUAUUUUAAAUUAAUUAUAAAUUAUCUUUCUGUGGAUAAUGUCACAGAAGCAUGGUUUUAUUCCAAUCAAUCUUUGAUUUUAUUCCCUAGAAGUUAUAAUCUUUUGAUUGUUCAUUGUUUUAUCCUUUUAAAGUUUGGUAAUAAACCUUUAUCUUCCCAAAUUUUGAACGAUUUACUUAAAUUUCAUCAAGCUUCUUAUGAUCAUAGUCCUUGGUUCUUAUUAUCUUUAACUACGGAAUUACAAAAGGAUUCUUUCAAUUACUUAGAGACUAGUUUGAAGAAAAAUCCUUCUUAUGCUCCAACUUGGAUCUUAAUUGGUUCAUUAUAUUUGAAUUUGAAUCAAUUACCUGAUGCUUUAGCUGCUUAUUCUCAAGCUUUAAGAUUAGGUGAUGAUUUCAUAGGUGGUUUAGGUUGGGAUGGUUUAAGUUGUGUUUAUGAAAGAUGUGAUAAUCAAUUAUUAGAUGCCUCAGAUGCUUGUUCAAGGUCUGCCAAUUGUUUCAAAAAAUUAGGGGCUAAUUAUAAUGGUAUUGUAGAGACUUUAAUGGAGAGAUCAAAUUAUUUAUUGAAAGCUAACAAAGAAGAUCAAAAAAUUGAAUUCAGGAACCCUAUUGAGAUGCCCAUGGAAUUGAUAUUGAAUUUGGUUAAAGAUUUGGAUGAUGAGAAAGAAGAAAAUCCAGGAGAUGCACAACAGCAACAACAGCAACAACAGCAACAGCACCAACAAAGUCAAGUUCAACCACAAAUACAAGUUCAACCACAAUCACAAAUACAAACUCAACAAACUCCUCAACCACAAAAUCCACAAAUACAAAAUCCACAAACUCAAACUCCACAAAUACAAAAUCCACAAGUACAAAAUCCACAAACUCAACAAACUCCACAAACUCAAAAUCCACAAAUACAAACUCAGCCACCUCAACCUCAACCACAACAACCCCAAGCUCAACAACCUCCAACUCAAUCUCAGACUCAACAACCUCAAAAUCCUCCAUUACCUCAACCAAUUCAAUUACCUCAAUUAUCCCAAGUUCAGCCUCCUUCGGUGAAUGCUACACCUCAACCUCAACAACCACAAAUGAAUGGAACUCCAGGAAGAAGUCCACAAUAUUACUAUCCUUAUCCCAUGUAUCAAUUUAUGCCAGGAAUGCCAAUGCAAGGAAUGCCUCCUCAACCUAUGCAACAAGGUUUACAACAGAAUAUUCAACCUCCACCAGGUAUGGUUCAAAUGCCCAUGCCUCCUCCUCAACAACCAAAUGGCCAUCAAAAUGGACAAUCUGCAAAUGGUAUGGCAGUUCAAAAUGGUGGUGUAGGAUUCGUCCCAGGUUAUAUGCCACAUCCAAUGUAUCAAUCACCACCAAAUCAGAAAUCUCAAGUUUAUUGGAGACAAUAG